GUUUCGUUUAAGAAGAGAGAAACCCACUCACAGUCACAGAGCAGCACCAAAAGUUGAGCAGCACAAAUUCUUAACAAAAAUAAAAUCGUAAAAAUAGAGUCUGAUCGUAAGAGGAAGAAGGAUUCGAUCUCCGUAGAUCGGAAAAGCAAAGAAAAGGAUCAAAAAGAAAAAGAAAACACUAAAAAACGGUCUAAAAUGUCGUCAUCGUCAUCGGCCAAUCAAGUUAGGGCUUCGCACAUACUUAUAAAGCACGAAGGUUCUAGAAGAAAGGCGUCGUGGAAAGAUCCAGAAGGCCGUGUUAUUAAGAAUACGACAAGAGAGGCUGCCGUUUCUCAGCUUAAAGCUUACCGCGAUGACAUUGUUUCUGGAAAAGCUAAGUUUGAGGAUAUCGCUUCUCGCUCCUCCGACUGUAGCUCAGCUAAACGCGGCGGCGAUCUCGGUCCAUUUGGGCGGGGGCAGAUGCAGAAACCUUUCGAAGAUACAACCUUUGGUCUUAAGGUUGGUGAGAUAAGUGACAUCGUGGAUACUGACAGUGGAGUGCACAUUAUCAAGAGAACUGGUUAAACAUAGAAGAAGAAGCAUUGGUUAUGUCCCAAUGACUUUUCGAUAUAUUUGGCAAAAAGAUUUGAGCCUCUUUGCUUUCAGGUCUUAUUGUUUGAGAUUUUGACUCAUUGUUCCCCGACACGGGACCAACUUGUGUGCUUGCCUUUCUGAUUGUUCUUCGACUGGCUGUAAUAAGAAGCUUUUACUAUAUAUCUGUUUUGUCCAUAA
This is a messenger RNA of Mercurialis annua (annual mercury), 771 nucleotides long. RefSeq names its product peptidyl-prolyl cis-trans isomerase Pin1. Gene Ontology annotation, cellular component: nucleus; cytosol. Gene Ontology annotation, molecular function: peptidyl-prolyl cis-trans isomerase activity. Lineage: Eukaryota; Viridiplantae; Streptophyta; Magnoliopsida; Malpighiales; Euphorbiaceae. The coding region runs from base 196 to 564 and encodes 122 amino acids. The transcript is spliced from 2 exons. The record is from RefSeq and is a predicted model, not a curated record.